ACCGAGGAAGGGGAGUCGACAAUUUAAUCGGUGUACACGAAUCUCGCCUUCUGGCACUGUUAUCAAUAUUUUAACAAACUUAUUGUUCACUUACAGGAUUCGCUUUUUUUCCUCACAUCCUGCAACAAAAAGAACCUCUCGCGUCGACUACUACCUAGAAGUUUCAGAGAAAAUAACCCGUGGAGAUACAUGGAUUAAUGCAUUCGAGCCGCGUCUAAAGCAUUCAAGCUCCAUGCAUUCCUCCCCAGCCAUCUUUGUCUAACAUUUAUUCACAUUUUACAAUCAUUGUUAUCCAUCCAUUGUCAGCACAUGUCAAUGGCCACUUCAGUUAGCUGGACUGUAAGAAACAACGAAGUCUUGUCAGGAAUCAACUCAACCAAUGAGACUGGAAGCGGAACGUUGGCACCUUACUCGCAUACAUUCGUCAAAACAUUUGAAAUGGUGAUGAUUUGCUAUUUUCCCGUGGUGAUUGGAUUGGGCACUGUAGGCAACUCAGUUGCACUCUGGCACAUCGUGCGUCCUAAGAGGGUCUUGGCUACAAAUGAGGUGCUCCUGCUUGAUUUGAUCAUUCUCGAUUUUCUGAUUAUCGUAUCAUUUCUUGUCGAAGCUAUCAAUAUUAUCCCCGCGUGGAAGAUGCGGUUUUUUGAUUACGCCUCCUAUCUUGUAGCUCUCCUCAAUCUUCAUGGAAGUCCAUCUUUCAUGACCUUCAUUGCCAUUGACCAAUACAUAGCUGUUGCUCACCCAAUCCUGUUUCAUGCCUGGAGAAGACCCCGAUAUUACAUCGUUCUCUCCCUUAUUAUUUGGCUCUUUGUAUUGGUCCUAACCAUUCCGGUCUUUGUAAUAACAAUGCCUAGUGCUAAUCGAGCUUGUGAAAUGGGCCAUUCCAUAGCGAUGGGAUGGAAAAUACAUUUGUUAUUUUCUCACGUUAUAUUAAGUGUAAUUCCAGUGCUGGUUCUCUUAGUCUGUUAUGCUCUGACGGCAAAUAAACUGAAGGAGGUGGGGGUUGGCAAGGAAUCCAUGAAGCUGAUGAGAAAGCAAGUGCUCAAGACAAUUGGGGCGAUUUUGGCCCUUCUCCUGUUCUGCUUCGCCCCGUUUCACUGCGGCGAACUCUUCGCUGCGAUUAUGGAUCUGGUCUAUCCAGUGCAUGCGAGCCUAAGGCUUUACAGGUGCUAUGUUAGAACGUGCACUUGGUUCCUUACCUCUUUCGCCGCUUUCCUUAAUCCCUUGCUCUAUAUCUUCAGGUCCCAGAAUUUCCAAUGGAGAAUACGCUGCUGUACCGUGUAGGGUCCAUAGAAUUUCAUAGGCCAGCACGGGAAGGUCUAUUCACAACUUCUUCUUGCGAGUGUGGCGCAGUCGGUAGGUAGUGAAGUGGGGUAAAAUAGGCGUAUGUGUUACACUUGUUGGUCAACACACAAAUAUCUGGACGAACUCAGUGGGUCAUGGCAGCGUCUAUGGGGCGAGUGCUGAAGCGACGUUUCUGAUAGAAUUGGAGUGGAAGAUUGCGACACAAGGCAUCCACAAUCGAUUCCAUAUCAAUGAAAAGAGACAUGGGUUUGGAUUUUCAUUCAAUAUACAUCUGCCGUCUAAUAUUCCUGUUGAUAGAACGCGGCAGAGGUUCGCGUGUUUUAGGACGUGUUAGUGUUGUUAUGGUUAAGUUGUUGGUGCGGAUUGUGUUCACCUCCUUGCGGCAACGCCUGUCUAAUUUUUUUCAUCAGAUAUUAAUGAUUUACAGGUGCUAUGUUAAACCAUACACCGGGCUCCCCAACCCUUUCACUGCCGUUCUCAAUCCCUUGCUGUUUACCACUUUCGCCUUUCUGGCAACGUUUAGGAAGACGUCAAUCCGUCCUUCUUCAACAUAGCGCAGUGGCACAGCUAGCAGUGCCGCGCCAGAGAGCCGGGGGUUCGAUCCUGACUUCAGGUGCUAGAUGUGUGGGGUUUGCACGUUUUCCGUGACCGAUUCCGUUUCCUCCGGUUGCUCUGCGUUACUGCCACGUAAAGAUUAAUUGACCUCUAUAAAUUGCCCCUAGUAUAGAAACAUAGAAAAUAGGUGCUAGAGGAGGCCAUUCGGCCCUUCGAGCCAGCACCGCCAUUCAUUGUGAUCAUGGCUAAUCGUCCCCUAUCAAUAACCCGUGCCCGCCUUCUCCCCAUAUCCCUUGACUCCACUAGCCCCUAGAGCUCUAUCUAACACUCUCUUAAAUCCAUCCAGUGAUUUGGCCUCCACUGCCCUCCGUGGCAGGGAAUUCCAUAAAUUCACAAUUCUCUGGGUGAAAACGUUUUUUCUCACCUCAGUCUUAAAUGACCUCCCCUUUAUUCUAAGACUGUGGCCCCUGGUUCUGGAGUCGCCCUACAUUGGAAACGUAAAUGAGUAUGUAAAAAGUAUAUGAGUAAAUAGGAUAACAUAGCACUGGAGUGAACGGGUGAUCGAUCGACGGCGUGGUUUGUUUUCCAUCCUUUUAUAACUGAACUAAUAAUAUUAGGAAAUCCUGAAGCAAGGUCUCGAACCAAGGCGCAGACAAUUCUUCCCUUCACGGAUGCUGCUGCACUCGCUGAAUUCCUCCAGUUCGUUUUCUUUUUUGCUUUUAAAUAUUAGGCUCAUGUGAGAAGGGUUAGUUUGAAAAAUAGCAGAUACAAAUAAGCUCGAAAUUGCAUAUAAGGUAAAUGCUGAAGGAACUAAUGUAAAAUUUCUAACCAACAGUCGCAGUGCUUUGUCUAGUUAAUAACUAUUUCGUUGAAAUAUUAUAUUCGAGGCAAAUAAAGGUAUCAUUUUAUUUUUACCAAACGACCGGCUCUUUAUUUUUGACCCAUAAAUGUGCAUGUUGCUUACAAUGGUGACAGUAUGAUAGAGGCACAGAGAGAGAGCG
Molecule: messenger RNA, 2861 nt
Organism: Leucoraja erinaceus (little skate)
Lineage: Eukaryota; Metazoa; Chordata; Chondrichthyes; Rajiformes; Rajidae
Product: somatostatin receptor type 4-like
Exons: 1
Coding region: 310-1284 (324 amino acids)
Biological process (GO): G protein-coupled receptor signaling pathway
Cellular component (GO): plasma membrane
Molecular function (GO): G protein-coupled receptor activity
Source: RefSeq, a predicted model, not a curated record